Molecule: messenger RNA, 588 nt
Organism: Pomacea canaliculata
Lineage: Eukaryota; Metazoa; Mollusca; Gastropoda; Architaenioglossa; Ampullariidae
Exons: 4
Coding region: 126-446 (106 amino acids)
Source: RefSeq, a predicted model, not a curated record
AUUUUGACGAAGGAGACCAUAGUUUUGGUUUCUGUGUCUUUGGUCAGCAAACCUUGUAUAAAUAAAGACUAGAUACAGGGGGUCCAUCAUUGUCAUCUACCUCUACAACAGAAGUGUUCAUCACAAUGAGGUGUCUUCUCGUCUUCGCUGUCGUCUGCGCUGUCGCUUACGCUCAGGGUCCAGGUGGACAUGGUCCAGGCGAGCAUGGUGACCCAGCAAUGCGCCUGGUAGCAGACGAGGUCCACGCCCUCCUUCAAGCCACCCCAUCCCUGACCGUGGCCGAGUGCACAACCAAGUGUGACGCCGUCUUCGUCCUCGAUGCUCCUCAGGACGAGACCAUCACUGACCGCGACUGUGCCAUCGAAUGCAGACUCCAAAUCGAAGGACCAUCCUCUGGUGCUCCCCACCACCCCACUGGUGAGCCCCACGGCCCUGGUGCCCGCUAAAGUCAAAGAGAGGCGAGACGUCAGUCGUCCGCGAUACACUCAUUCUGAAGUACAACUGCUGAUAACUAUUCCACUUGAUGAAGGAGUGGAGGAAGACAGAUAAACUCAAUUUGUCUGUUAAAUAAACAUAAAUGACUCCGCC